Messenger RNA from Oenanthe melanoleuca, 1291 nucleotides. RefSeq lists its product as uncharacterized. Gene Ontology annotation, biological process: response to bacterium. The record is from RefSeq and is a predicted model, not a curated record. Bases 122 to 1291 code for a protein of 389 amino acids. Lineage: Eukaryota; Metazoa; Chordata; Aves; Passeriformes; Muscicapidae. The transcript is spliced from 4 exons.
UCCCCAAUGGCCAGCACGGGGUGUGCAGCAGAGCUGGCCAUUGCAGCUGCGGAGGUGAGGACUCCACUGCGAGCUGAGCGGGAACAGCCCCUUGCCAUGGCUGAGGCCCCAGAGGCACGGAAUGCUCCCAAUGCCGCUGCCUGAGGGAGCCACGGGGGCUGCUGCUGGAGCAGCGAGAAACGCAGCACGAGCAGUUCAGGCACGCCAAGGACAGGCCAUUGCUCUGCCUGCUGCCGCUGCUGCUGCCGCUGCUCCCGCUGCACAGAGGCGUUUCCGGCACCUCUGCUAUCUCGGGGCUGCCACGAGAUUUCUGACUCUUCCUCACUCGGCAAACACGCAGCUUGCUCUCGCCAUGCACCUCGCACAUCUCAUCCUCACCGUCUUCCUGGGACAGCUCCUCGGCACCUCGGGGCAGAUCACGGUCAUCCAGGAAGAUGGACAAGUCACGGUGAAGCAGGGACACACCUUCCACACCACCUGCAAAUACCAGAGCAGUGGUUUUGACGGCUUGCUCUGGUACCAGCUGCGGAAAGGCCAAGCCCCCCAGCUGCUCUCCUAUCAAUCAGGGACUGGCCCCAGGCACAGCGGCCGUAUCACCACGCACCUGAACAUCACGGGGGAAUCCAGUGUGCUGAAGGUGGAGGAAGUGGAGGGCUCUGACAGUGCCUUGUACCUGUGUGCUGUGCAAGACACCCUGGUGCAGGGAGCUUCCUGGGCUGUGCAACAACCCAGGGGAGGGAGGGGAUGUGUCUGUGGAGGUCUGAGAUUGGGGAAGGGACUCAGAUGUCACCACAGUGCUCACCAGAAGUGUCAUCCCAUGUGUGACCAAUGGCCUGAUGGUUUUCACUACGUCCAUUUGGCUUCAGGCAGAGCCCAGGUGCAUCAGGAGCCAUUUCUGGAGACCACCGAGGGCACCGGCAUCGCAAUCAACUGCUCACAUCCCAGCAAACGGAGUGGCGAUUACAUCAAUUUCUACCGUCAUCUCCCGGGCCAAAGCCCCGAAUUCCUCAUAUACACUACUGGAACCUCCAAGGAUGUUCCGGCCAUCGCAGGAAAGCUGUGGGUGUCGGAGGACGGGCGUUGGAGCGCGCUGUGGCCCCGGCGCGGGGACGCGGCCGUGUAUUACUGCGCGCUGGGCCACGGGCAGAGGAGCCGGGGCUGCGGCCGGCCAGGAGCCGGCGAGAGCCCGAGCGGCACCGGCGCAGGGCUGAGCCCCGGGGCGGAGCUGGCGGCGGGGGAGGGCAGAGCGAAGGAGAGAAGCGGCGCUGGCGGAGCAGAGAGCCGGGGCUGA